GAAGCAGAAGGAGCACCAGCGCCAGCGCUCGAAGAUGUGGAUGGGUUUAAGGAGCGACUUGACAAGCAACCACUCGCUGUCAAUUAGUUCAACUUCAACGAUAACUCAUAGACUCAGAGAUUUUACGUAGAU
Messenger RNA from Strongylus vulgaris, 132 nucleotides. The record is from the annotation of a GenBank genome assembly. NCBI's taxonomy places the organism in Eukaryota, Metazoa, Nematoda, Chromadorea, Rhabditida, Strongylidae.